This is a messenger RNA of Sus scrofa (pig), 15788 nucleotides long. NCBI's taxonomy places the organism in Eukaryota, Metazoa, Chordata, Mammalia, Artiodactyla, Suidae. The record is from RefSeq and is a predicted model, not a curated record.
GCUAGGGGUCAAAUGGGAGUUGCAGGUGUGGGUCACUACGUCAGCUUCUUAACCCACUAAGCCACAAUGGGAACUCCCUGAAUAGAAAGGAUUCAGCGGAAGCCGUAUCCGUUAGGAAACGGAACCACUAUGGUGACAUGGGAUAUGCAUUUAUUAUAUACCUUACACAAUUGUGGGAGCUUAUGAAGACACAAAGCAUGUGAGAAGUGGUUGCUUUUGCAUCUGGUAUGGAGCCUAAAGCCAUCAGAGCAGAGGUGACAGUGAGAAGAAAAGCUGGAUGUGAAGUGGAAACGAGCAAGGACAGAACCUGUGUUGGAAUCCUGUCUCCUCCAGCCUCAGAGACCUGGGAAAACCAUGGAAGGAGCUGGCACACGACACUGCAAAGCUGUGCACCUGACCCUGAGGGUGAAGAUGUGGGUCUGGUGGGAGGCAAAGGACCACAGCCCGGAGGCUGCCUGAUGUCACCUGGCUGAGCCAGGAGACCUGCACCCAGCACCUGUGGCCCCACACAGCCUUCUUAGCCUAGUAACGCCACUGCUCCACUUCUGCCUUCCAGACCUCACCUAGGCUUCCCUUACAGCCAAAUGUCACAAAGAACCAUGCAGAAAAGGGAAUUCUGGGAAUGGCUUUCCAUCUGAGCUAAACUGACAGCUAAUACAAAACCACCGCAGAAACUAGCCAACAGAAAGAGAAAUGUCUAAAGUCAGACAGCCCCUUGGUUCUGAGUUCUCCAAGCAUACUUUCUGCGGCAGGUAUGUCUGCAGAAUCCAGUCUGCACAUGGAUUACCUUUAAGGCAUUUUCUUCUGUGUUUAUGCAGAUUUUCUUCUCUACACAACUCUAGGUUGUUGGGUUUGCGUAUAUGCCAAAACCUAAAGCUUCAGCAGGAGGCUUCUCUCAAAAAGUUCCAAGAGUCAUGUCAUUUAAGCUGCUGAACUUAUCUCUUCAAAACCUAUAUCAUCUUGCAAUAUAAAAGUUAAUGAGAUUAACUCAGCACAUGGCUGGCUGAUGUAAAAUGAUGAACAUAUUUUCUGCCACAAUAGAUUCCAAACUCCAUUUUUAGAUUUCCGUAGGUGCUCCAGAAGGUUCGGAUAAUGUAAUGUUAUGGGUGGGGGGAGCAAAAGCCUGUUUAGAUGGGAGCUGCCUUGCCAGUAUCUCUUUGAUUGAUUGAUUGAUUGAUUGAUUGCAUUGUUUUGAGACUGUUGCUAGUAAGGAAGUAUGCACUGGUGCUGUGUGCAGUGGUAAGCUUAUUCAUGGGCGAAGUAUUCAACCAGCUGCUCCAGCCAGAACUCCUGCAAUUACUGGGAGGUUGGCCCACACAGCCUCUAAGGCACCUUCCAUUUUUGAGAGUCUUUGAGUUUUUAAUCAGUGACUCUCAACCUCUUUCUUUGCCCCAACUCACUUGAUAAAUGUCUACAGGCUUCCCCCUGCUCCAUAAUUCCAGUUUUUUCUCUCUCACAUAAACAACACAUUAAACUACAAGUCAGUGAUCUAAUUUUUAAAAGAAAUUAUAAAUAGAUUAUCUAUUAUCUCUUCUUUAAGUAUUGGGAAGAAAAAACCUUGUCUUUCCUAUAGACGCAAGAAAACUGUGACUCAAAUAACAGAUCCCAACCAUAUCUCAACCAUAUUUCACUAUUCUAACCAUAUUUUUUUAAUUUACUGCUCAGUAAAGCAAGAAAACAGAAGUCUAGAAUUUACACAAAUACCCACAAAAGCAAAUAAAAGUGGAAAUACCCAUAAAAAGGGAAGAAAAUGCAUAAUUUUAUUAAAUUUCCUUUGGUAUACAAGAACUGAUGAAAUUAGACAAUACUGUGUUAUGUUUGAAUGCAUUAGUUAUACCAUUGUGCAUGAUCUAAUUUGAUCAUAUAGAGGCAUUUAUUUAAGUAGCAUGCAUUAUUUGACAUCUAUGCACUUGGGUUAGGGUGAUUAUAUACACAAAAUUAUAUAUGUGAUUAUAGGUACAGUACACUAUAUAUACAAAAGUGGCUAAGAUUACUACCCACCAAUGGAUCUACAAUCUAGUAGAUCUAGUGGAAGAGAUAAUACAGAGAUGUAAGCAAAGGGAGAGGAGGAAGUGUGGAAAGUGGACCUAAUAUGGAAAUGGAAAUAUUACAGUUCUAAAAAGAUGAAGUUCUAAAAUUCUAUUCUACUCUUCCACAUUUAGAAUGACAAACACAAAACCAAACCCAAAAACCUGACAAUACCAAGUGUUGGCAAGGAUAUGAGGCAACUGGAGCUCUCGUAUGUUGCUAGUGGGAAUACAAAAUGGUACAACCGCUAUGGAAGAAUAUUGGGGCAGUUACUUAUAAAGGUAAACAGUCACAUCCCAUAUAACCUUGCAAUUCCACUCCUAUUUACUUCAGCGAAAUAAACAUCUAUGGUAACACACAAAAAACUAUUUAUAGUGGAUUUAUUCAUAAUAACGCCAAACAGGAAAUACCAAAACUAUCCCUCAACCGGGCAAUAGAAUACUAGCCAGCAGUGAAAAGGAAUUAUUGGUACACACAACAACACAGAUGAAUCUCAAAUACAUUAUGCCAAAUAAAGAACCCAGCCCAAAGUAGCUCCCUACUUUUAUCCUUACAUGCCAUUCUGGAAAAAGCACAACCAGGAGCAAGGCACAGAUGAAUGGUUAAACCUGGGGAGAGUCUGGCUACAAAGGAAUAGUUAAUUCCCAAAGGAAUUUCUUUGGGGGAUGAUAGGAUAGUUUUUGUAUCCUUUUUUUUCCUUUUCUUUCUUUUUUUUCUUUUCUUUUUUGGCCACCCUGUAGUGUAUGGAGUUCCUGGGCCAGGAAUCAGAUCCAAACCACAGUUGCGACUGACAACACAGCUGUAGCAAUGCUGGAUCCUUUGACCCACUGUGCGGGACUGGGGAUUCAACCUGCAUCCUGGUGCUGCAGAGACACUGCCAAUCCCACUGCCAAUCCAAAACAGAGAGAACUCCUAGUUUUGUAUCUUGAGUGUGGUGGUGGUUAUACAACCAUACAUUUGUCAAAAGUCAUAGAACCGUAUACCAGGAAAAAAACUAAAUAUAACUGUAUAUAAAUUUUUCCUAACUCUUAAAAAAUAAAUUCAGCCCCAACUCCUGGUCCAGAGUUUAGCAUCCUCCUGCUUCUGAGAUCAGAGAAGCAGGCCAUAUGGAGAGGAUGCUAAUCCUAUUCUCUGUUUAUUGACACAGAAAAAAUAUGCAGACUGAACAGAUUUGUGCUCUCGUGUCCAGAGAUCUUGGGUGAUUGCAGAUCUCAACACUCCCUUUAAAUGGAUGGAGGCAAGUAUCCCGGGACCCUGGCUAUCAGCUGCCAAUUCUGUUGCCUAAGGUGAUAUUAUGUUAACAUAUGGUGGCUGCGUGUGAGAGGAGGGUGAGCUUGCUGUACCAUCUCCUGUCUGUGUGGGAGGGGGGUGUGCUGCUCUCUCUCUCUCUCAAUCUCAGGUUCACAGUCCCUGAAGGUAACUAUUUAUUCCAAGAUUAUUUAUUAAGGUCCUAUAAUAUGAGGAGGGCUCUACCCCACGCUGUGAGCACUAAGACUGAGCUACUACGUGUCUCGGUCAAAAAUGGAGCGUCCAACCGAGGGUGAGCAAUAAGACACGUGACUCAAUAGCGAUCAUUCAACCCAAUUAUGAUAAAUCCUAUCAUAGCGGUUUUCUCACCAGGCCAUGGCUGUUGAGAGGAGGAAGUCUUCACUUCCUGCCAGGAACAUCAGGAAAGGGUUAUUUGGCAGAGAGGGGGCAUUUGUCCUCAACCUUAAGGUUCUUCGUUCCUUAGCUUGGGUCCUGUCUGGCUUGUUUCCUAGUUUUCCCCCAGAUCCAGUCCAGCCACUGAUAGGCUAUGAAUACACCAGUGUUUGAGAAUUAAUUAAUAAAAGACGGAAAAGAAAGACACACCCCAAGGGACAUGGCCUGAACACAGACAUGCAGGCAGAUGUUUAAGCGUGUCUGAGAAACUGAAUGUUGUUCAGUUUGGCUGGAGUACGGGGGAGCUUGUGAGAAGCAAUGUUUCAAAAUUGCAUUGAAAUUAAACCAGAGAUGUUCUUCAGUGCCACGUUAAAUAACUGGAACUUUUCUCGGGAGAGGAAGGUACUGAAGGAUCUUGAGCUGAGAGAGAUGUGAUCGGUCUGUGUUUUAAAAUGAUGUCAUUUGACAGUGAUUAGGAGAGGGUGACAAUGAGUGAUUAUAUAAGCGGUAUUGGAGCGAAAUAGACAGACUGAGCCUGAGGCACGUCUACCAGCUCAAGCAUGACUUGUGGAAGGCUGGGGUUGGAAGACGGCACUCGGGAAACAGGAGUCAGAAGCCCUGGCAUCAAGUCCCACUUCUGCUUCUAAGCUAUGGGACAAAUCGUACGGAUCCUUCCAAAGACUCGCCCAUUAACGGCACCUUCACUCUGAGCUGCGACUACUUCCCAGCGGGAGCGCUGCUCAGGGGAGAGCCUGAGGUUUCCCGCCCUGCAGUUCCAUGGGGACUGUACCUGAUCCCCUGAGAUCAGCUAAAACAUCUCUGAUCGCGGCUUCUGGAAAAGAAGAGGAUCCAGGAGAGGCACGAGCUGCCUCAUCCCAGCCUCGACCGGCCCUCCUGUGUAAGAACACAAAUGGCUUUUCCAGCCCUCCUGAAGAAGCAGACCUGAGCCCCAAGCCAGCUGCUGUGGCUCUGAUGCAGGCCGGUGAGCAUGAGACCCCCCGGCCAGCCAGCUCUUCUCCGGGCACUGUCAGUGAGGUGGGGAAAGCCUCUCCCACACUCAACUCCCCUGGCAAUACCCAGCUGCCAGGGAGCCGGGAGCCCACAGCACCAGCCCCGUGUUCUGAGGCAGGAAGGGAUCUUCUUAUGCACGCAGCCUUUACAAUGCCAGGCGAUGGGCACACCCACCCGGCCAUCCCAGGGCACCAGCCCAACACCAGCCCCCCAUCAGGACCUGAAGAUACCCCGGUGAAAUCAGAGAGAACUUCAGAUGGGGAGAAACCUGAGAAGUCAAACUGUCCCGUGGGGGGCAUCUGUGGCAACAGCAAAGCCAUGCCCUGUGAUUUCCCUUCUCGAGAAACAAUCCCUGGAAUGGUGGUGCCCGCUGCAGAUACAGCAGCCAGGGCACCCAGUCUUGCCUCCACUCCUACAGGUGGACCUGAAAGGGAAAGGCAGCGAGCCCUUUGUGAUUCCCAGACAAGGCAAGACCCUCCAGCGAGAGAAGAUGGAUGUUCAGGGGAUAAACGGCCCUCUGCCGCCACCUCAGACACCCAGGCCAUGACUUCGGGGACACCUCAGCCAUCUCACCUCCCUGGCCAAGAGUCGACGUUGCCUCCAGAUCCAGAGAAGGCGCCGCUGCCAGCACCGCUCCGGGGGUCAAUGUUCAAAGAAGCAAGUACCAUGACCAACCAAGCCGAAAAUGAGCCCGAGGACGUUCCCACCAGGGCUCGGCAGGAUGCGGAAGUGCAGGCGGUGGCCAGUGUGGAGAGCAGAUCCGUGUCCACCAGCCCCAGCAUCCUCACUGCAUUCUUAAAGGAAACUCCGGCUCCAGAGCGGUUCGAACCACAAGAGCAGCUGCGUGUGGUUUGCCACGAGAGCAGCAGCAGCAGCAUAAGCCACACCAUGGAGCUGUUGGACCACACCCUAGUCCGGGGGGCGGGCAUCAUGCCAGAGGUGCACAUCCAGGCUGCUGCAGCUGUGUCGGCAGCUUUGGAAUGUAAAUCAGUGAGCCCACUGGGUGGGGUCCCUAAAACCUCAUCAGUCAACGUGGCUCAGGAUGCAUGUAAAGAAGACGGGAGGUCAGCACGCAUGACCCCAGCAAGGGAAGAGCCCGCCUCCAGACAGCUUUUGGGUACCCACUCUACCUCCCUGAAAGCUAGCCCCAGUGACCAGAUUUCUCUCAGUGCAGGACAUCAGGCUGAAACAAGUCUUGGGAAAUUUGAAAUGAAGCCAUCUGAGUUUGCAGCGGAAAGCAACAAUGGCCACAAAACUGACCCAGACUGCAAAUUCUCCAGCUCCUGUGGCCCUGCCAACAAAGCUGACCAGUCUGAAAGCUUGGAUCUUGCUGGUAAAGGGGAUACAAGAGAAAAGAGGCUUGCAUCUCCUCAGAUAGUAAAAGAAGAACCUCCUGGCCUCGAUAUCCUGGACGCAAGGGCAAAGGCAGAAGCCAAAACCCUACUGCUCCAUCCCAAGUCUCAAGAAAGCAGAGGGGCAGCGCCAGCCUCCAGUCCUACACCCUCCCCAGUUAGAAAAAGCCAGGAGGUCACCGUGGAAGACAACAGACAGACCAAGACGGCCGCCAGCCUCAGCCUGCCAUCUGAUGCCAUGGGGGACUCCAGCCCAGGUUCUGGCAAGAGGACCCCUUCUCGCUCUGUCAAAGCCAGCCCCCGCCGGGGCAGCCGGGUCAGCGAAUUCCUCAAGGAGCAAAAGUUAAACGUGACAGCGGCGGCCGCCCAGGUGGGACUCACUCCAGGAGAGAAGAAAAAGCAGCUUGGUGCCGAGUCCAAGCUGCAGUUGAAACAGUCCAAGCGUGUCCGGGAUGUGGUGUGGGACGAGCAGGGCAUGACCUGGGAGGUGUAUGGAGCUUCCCUGGACCCGGAGUCCCUGGGCAUCGCCAUCCAGAACCAUUUGCAAAGACAGAUCAGGGAACACGAGAAAUUAAUCAAAGCUCAAAACAGCCAGAGCCGGAGAUCCAUCUCCUCGGAUGCUUCUUCAAACAAAAAGCUCAAAGGCAGGCAGCACAGUGUUUUCCAGUCCAUGCUGCAGAACUUCCGACGCCCCAACUGCUGUGUUCGCCCUGCUCCUUCUUCUGUGUUAGAUUGAAAGGAACAUGUACGGAAGCAAUUGCGUACAUUUGGGGUCUUCCUAGGUGUCCGUUGGUGGGUCUCAAAGCUUCCUUAGUUUUUUCCGAGAGACCAGGACGCGAAAGCAGCGAUUAACUCUAGGAAAUUGCUCUUAAGAACGGUAGUUUCCUUUGAUUGGGGCUUCAUCAAUAAAACAUCAUUUCAAUUUGAAAGAAAGAAAAGAAGCAAGCCUCCCUGGAGUUUCAUGACCUUAAUUAGGAGGAAAUAAUAUUCACUGGGUUUUUUAAUAUGAUGUUGCUGGUAGAACUAACAUCAAUAUACAGGUGUCAUUUUGUAUCACUGCCUCCGUUUAUCACACUGUGGUAUUUCCAUUAAAAUCCCUGCUUUCCAUGAAAAAUAGCAAAAGCACCGCUCUACCGCUCUACUUUCUAGACUGCUGCGGUAAGAAUGCUAUUAUCAGACAACUUGAAGUAGGUGAUGAGCGGAUAACAUGUAAAAAAUUGAAAUGUGACUCAUUCCUCAGCAAGAGGAUAUUAAAUUAAAGCAUUUAAAUGCUUAAAAUGCCCAAUAGGAAGGAAUAUUGUAAACAUCGGCAGAUAACCCGUUUUAUAAACCUUGUUGUAUCUAUCGAUAAAUGUAAGAGAGUUCUAUUAGGAAAAAUUAAUACCCACAAUAAAACAUGGGUUAUAUAGAUAUCCAUUUUCCUGCACUGAAGGCAAAAGUCAUCUCUGUGGCUGUGAUUAGAUUAAAUUCAUAUUUCCUUACCCUGGAGGAAGUACAUGUGACGGAAUUCUGAAAAAGAGUCAUCGAAUUAUUGAUAAUACUAAACUUUAAGUUGUUUGUUUUCCAAUAACAUUCUACCAAGACAUUACGAUUCUGGUAAGGACUUAUAAAUAGUCGAUUACCAAAAUCUUUUUUUUUUUUUUUCUGUGUUGAAACAAACAAGACUCCUAAGUAACAAAAACAAGGUGUUUAAUGGAGACGCCUGUAAACAGGAUGCAGGGUUUUUUUUUUCCCUUUGGUUUGAUUUAGUUUGGUGGCUUCUAGGAGAAAAUGUAGUCAAAUAGAACACAAGCUUCCUCACUGCUUCUGUUUGUAGACUCGUAUCGUCUAAUCGUUGAAGUCUCAUCUGUGGUACCGGGGUAACCUCUGCAAGCCUAUUGGCUUUAAGAGAAAUACCAUCGUAUCUCAUGUUCAAACCCAAUAAAAGGAGCCACCUGUCUAAAACACCGUGUGAGCUUUGCAUGGACUGAGGUGCUUGAGAGCAUAGCUGAGCCCUCACCUGCCCCAUAAGGGGAGUGAGUCCUGGGGCCCACGAGUGUCAUGCGGGGCCCGGGGCUGGGAUGACCAGCAAUGACCUGAGUCUGGGUAGCAGGGAAGAGGGCAAGGAGCAAGAGUUCUGCAGAGACUUGGCUCCUCGUCUUGCUGUAGGGAUGUUGCUGGUUUGUACCUUGCUUUUAGAUAAUCACAGUUAGAGGCUGGAGGGGCUUAAGCUGCCUUCUCUAAACCCAUUGCCCUGGGUGAGCCAGAAAAGAGGGUCCGGCCAUAUAUUCUCUCUCUCUCUCAGAAAUGCCAUGGGUGCAGUAAAUUCACAAUUUCUGUGUCGGCUUUUUUAUUAUUAUUAUUAUUUAUUUCAAUUCUCUUUUGCAGAUUCUCAACAAAGGGGAAAUCAUACCUAAACAUGCACACCACAGCUACACCUGACAUAACAAAUUAAGAACUAACCAUGGAUUCUUUCGAAGCAAUUGGACUGUCCGUGAAGGGUGCAGACACAGACCACAGGCACGGCAUUCUCAGAGCCAGAGAAGGGCCAUGACAGGUGCUAGGCUUGGAACUUCGAAUGGAUUUUUUCAUAAAGCCCAUGUUUCAGUUUCUUACCAACGGGCCUCUAUUAAGAAGGGUAUCAAAAGUAGAAAUUACCAUUAAAUUAGCCAUCAAAUUACUAUUAAUGCAUUCAGUCUAAAACUCUCUCUCGGCCUAAAAUACCCAUUUGUCGCGUGCCCGUUUCCCUUCUGUAGGAGAGAUGCCUUUGCCAGGAUGUCACCUCCCCGCCAUGUCCCUCACAGUCUGGCAUAGGUGCUGUGUACACACAGGGAAACACCCUGUGUACACAGCCGCAGCUGUCAGUGGCACCCACUCCAGAUGGGAGGCCCCAGGUCACCCUCUGCUCUGAACUGGCUAGAACAGGCUGUUCCUGCAUUAAACUGGGAGAAAAGGGAGAAUUCAGCAUCUGGUGAUGGUAUUUGUUUUCAUGAGUUUGGAGUAACCACAUGACUUAUAAAUAGUGAAAGGAAGCGGAGGAUGAAGGCAGUUGUAGGCAUUUGUCACACAUGAAAAGUACACUGCUAAGAGCUCCAUUGUGGCUCAGUGGGUUAAGAACCCAACUAGUAUCCAUGAGGAUGCAGGUUCAAUCCUUGGCCUCACUUAGUGGGUUAAGGAUCAGGCAUUGCUGCAAGCUCAGAUGCGGCUCGGAUCCUGCAUUGUUGUGGCCAUGGUGUAGGCCUCAGCUGCAGCUCCAAUUCAACCCCUAGCCUGGGACCUUCCCUACGCUCCAGGUGCAGCCCUAAGAAGACAAGAAAAAUUAAUUAAUUAAUAAAAUUAAAUAAAGAAAACGAAAUUUGGUGUUGUAGUGGUGCCCCCUCAAAUUAAAACAAUGUGUGAUGGAGUAACUUGGAUUUUCUCUGGGACUGGAACUCACCUUUACUUCUAAAUCUUGAAUUUUUUUUUCUACUCAACGAUCUUCACCACACUCUAAAGAUUGUCCCAAAAUGUUACAGAAGUUUUCUUCCCACUCCCUGAGCCCUAUAGAAGGAACAGCUUUGAAAAACAGUCACAGAAAUAGAUCAUCAAAUGGAGAAAUAAGACAGGAGCCUAGUCAAGACAGCAGUGUUUCCGCAUCAUGAUACCGUAAGGACUCUCGCGAUAAAACCUCGACUUGAAAAUGUUCUUUCACUUGGAACCAUGACACAGCAGACAAAUUCCAGACAUCGUUUGUGUUUCCUUAGGUUCACUCAACAAAUGAAAUUGCAAGACAAUUUACAUGGCAGACUCUUUGAACCUCCUCACCUGCAAGACACAAAUUGGGCUGAACGCUCUUUCGGUCCUUAAUUUCUUUUCGUUCUGUUUUGGUGCCUUGAAUGCCGUUUAGUUGUUGCAAUAAAUGGAGGAAAUAUUUUAUUAAGUAAAAAAUACAAGUAAGCCAUAUUUACUUAUAUAACACCUAAAUAUUUAAAAGUUGAAGAUGCUAUAUGGCUUACCUGGAGAAUUCUAGAAUUUUUCAUUUAAAUAUUGAUUUUAAAGAGAGAUGAGUUAUAACAAAAGAUGAGUUAUAACAGCUAAAUAUUUAAAAGGUGAAGAUGCUAUAUGGCUUACCUGGGGAAUUCUAGAAUUUUUCAUUUAAAUAUUGAUUUUAAAGAGAGAUGAGUUAUAACAAAAGAUGAGUUAUAACACCUAAAUAUUUAAAAGGUGAAGAUGCUAUAUGGCUUACCUGGGGAAUUCUAGAAUUUUUCACUUAAAUAUUGAUUUUUCUAUUUUUGUGACGACCAGAAAAAUGUGAUCACUGCAGCUGUCAUGGAUUUCUUUAUCUUCAGUGCUUUUCUAGUUAUGGCUUUCUGGAUUAUGGCCCCAAUGCCACAGACCAACUGCUUUACAUACAGGAAAGUCCUAAUUAAGCUCUGCCUUUUGGAUCAGUGGCGGAAGUGGAACAUUGUGUCAGGUCCAAGUUAACCAGAGACCUUUUUGUUGGCAUCCAAAAUGAAAUAUCUGUGAAAAAUAUUACUGUGUUUUCCUACCUCGACCAAGUUCCGCUAUAUCGAAUAUAAUUUGAUUUUUGAUGAUUUUUAACCUUUAGGAUGGUUAUAAUUAUUAUUUUUGGCUACUGUUGUUCUCCAUAUUAUCAGUUCAAUACCCUCACUGAAAUAAAGUGGACUGAAUAUGCACGUGUAACGUAUCCCUUGGGUUUUGGAACCAAAUCCUUAAUAGGAGCUUGUCAUCUUAAAGUAAAAAGCAGAUGAGAAAAGCAUCUUUGGGUUGUAUCCCAGAGUCUUAAGCUUUCGUGGUUCCUGUUCUAAUGUACUUCCUCACAUCUCUGCGAGUUUCUGUCAUUCAGAAAUACCUGUAUAUUGCCACAUGAAGACUAGAAUAUGACGCAACUUUUCAAAUUUUCUACAGAGCACAUACGUGAGUAUGCCGUUAGUGUCCACUAUUGGGCCUUUGUUGUAUCCACUUUGUUAUCAUCUUGCUGCCAAAAUGAGAGAAAUUGUCUUCUCUUCUUCCUACAUCCUGUGCAAGUGUUUAAAAAAAAGGGUCUACCGCUGGUCCUGUGUAAUUCCCCACACCUCUUGUCUACUUUUUAAGAAUCAGUAAUAAGAAAAAUACAUUAGGAUAAGGUUUGCAUAUGGCUAUAUGGGUUUUUUCUGAUAAUUGGGCACCUGUACCUUUGUGUGGGCCUCUGCCUGUCUGACUUAACUCAUCGUCUACAAUGCUGCCGUGGAGAUGACACUGCCUCCUCUCUCCAGUGUCAUCCUAGCGGUAUUUGAGAAAUGAAGCCUGUGAAUUUUCCUCUGUGAUAAUGAUACAGUGAACUCAGCAGACUCUUAGACAAAUGACCAUCUUGUCUCCACCCUUGUUUGGUCUACACAGUAAAUCAGAAGUCUCGCCCACGUCUGCCUCCAUGUGUGCUACUUUGUAUUCCCAUCUGAGCAUCUUGUUUUCUGUUAGCAAUGUUCUUUUCUUCCAUGUGUGCCCUUUGGGAUGAAUCUCUCCAAAGGUGGGUCAGCUGCUGGCACCUGGCAAUUAGCAGGUGAUAGGCUGAAUCUCCCGCCCAUCCUUGUAACGCUACCCUUCUUAGUGAAAUCCUGACACCACAAGUAAUUAUAAAUGUCAUCUGCGCAGAUACAUGGCUUGAUGUCUACAACGUUUUAGACAUUUUUUGCAAAAGGGAAAAAAAUAAUCUUGUACAUACUGGAACGGAUCUUCCUGAACUUCACCCUACUCUUGGGGAGGGGGGGAAUUCUCUUGGCUGCAGAAAUAAAAUAAACUUGAUUUGCAGUGACCAAGGACAAAAAUGAAGAUGGAUUGAGGCGGAAAAAUUCUCUCUUACAAUCAGUGACAUCUGCCAGAGUUCAUUACAGCUACUUUUAACUGUGAACAUUCACCAGCUAAACUACUCACUUGCCACAACCAAAUAACCUCUCUCGAAGUAAAUCCAACACACCUGUAUAUAUGUGUAGAUAGACAACGACAACAACAACAACAAAAAAACCCUGAAAAUGACUGUUGGCUAUUAGGUAAGUCAAGGUCAUGAUACUUACAAAGGACAUGUAAAUAACCAUGGGCCUUGGUGAAAUGAUCGCAGAAGCCAGAACCGUGCAACCAGAUGUUAUUCACAAGUUUGGUGGUGUUUUUUUUAAGACCCAGAUAUCUCAGAUACUCACCAUGAGAAUAAAGACUGUUGAUAAUGAAAUUAAAGCCAAGCAAUAAUGUGCCAAAAAGAGGCAGUUAUACCAGCAAGUGCAUCUAUUAUAGGCACACCAUUAUACAAUUAUGGUUUGCUCCAUGAAGACUGACUGUAACUCAUAGCAUAACAUAAGCAAAGGCAUGAUUUCUGCUUUCUUGCUGGAGAACCUUGUUUAGGAGCUCCAUAAAAGGUACAGCACUAGUGAGCAUUGGAUUUUAUGGUUAACAGCUGUGUUUUCACACCAGCCAAGCCCAAAGGAAUCCCCAAGAAUCUUGCUAGCUUAAAACUCAAGACAGGCCAACCAGAAACGUGAUGGAAAGGAGGGUUAAAGUAUGGUAAUUAUGCUUCCUGGACAUCUAACCUGGGGCAUUCCGUUAACUCUGCCUGGAGGAUUACCAGCCUUAGCCAUGAAAAAAAUAAAAAAUGGGGGGGGGGUUCCUCAAAAGCAAAAUGACUAAAACAUGAGUAAUCAUAUCCAAAGGGGCCUCAAAUACUGCCUUACAGAAAACGAUGUUCCAGAGGGGCGUUCUGAAUACUAACUCUUUGAGUAGCCCUUGGGGUCCAAGCUCAAAAUCGUUUGGCUGGAAUAAAAAUCACAUCGUUGACACUUCAGAAAACACACUGAAGAUCAACCGGCAUGGUUGAUCAUCAUGACAGGAGAUUAUGUCAUGUGAUCAUCAUGACAAGAGGGUCCCUCUGAUUCAAGCGUGUUGAGGAGAAUUAAAGGGGGGGGGCGAAAUCCUACCUUGGUUAGAGAGCUCAAGAUGUGGGGUGUCAUCUGCUUACUUUGGGGUGAAGAGGAUAGCUUGUUUUUGAACAUUGCUGCUAGCAUUAACUCUUUGUUCCUUUAAAAAUUAAAUCAUUCUUCAGCAAAACUUUUGAGCAGUUAAAGAUUUUUUUCUUAUUCCUAUUGCUUUUAUAUUAUGCACAGAGCAAACUAUUAAGUGAGCAGAAGAGGCGUACCCAUGUUUAUCAGUCUCUCUUAAUUUCAGUGUAGACUUAUUAGCAUUUAUUUUCACUGCAUCCUCGAGUGAAUUAUUCUUCAUAACGCUUUCCAUCAUGUCUUCAGAUGAUUUGGUCCAUUGGGAGAUUGCGGAAUUACAGUCAUGCUCCUCAAACCCUAGAGGGGAGGAGAGACUAAUUCUUGACUUAAGGGCAUCUGGAAAUACCUUUUCCUGAGGUUGAGAAAGGUCAACAGGGCCUGAAAACCCAAGAAGGAAAUAUGCUAACAAUGACUGCAUUUCUAAUAUAUUUCUCUCUGCUGUACUAAUAUGUGAACAAUAUGUUGUGUAGACCCUGUAGCUGGUCGUGGUAUUCCAGUAUAUUCUCUACGUGUGCACCGUCUGUGAGUGGCUGGUUUUUCUAUUUUUAUGUGUAGAAAAAAUUCACAUGUUAUAUCCCAUCUUAUGGCCACAUUUUGUCAUGGGGUAGGCACACGUCUGAAAGUGAGUAAGACCAACAAAAGUGUGUGUGUGUGUGUGUGUGUGUGUGUGUGUGUGUGUGUGUGUGUGUGUGUUCUGUAACAGAACUUGUCCUUUCAUUUUGAAGGUCAGAAAGGGCUGUUGUUUCUCCUUUUAAUCAUCUCGGAGGGUAGAUAACCUUAUUAUCACCAAGGCUGAACAUAGCACUCAGCACAUCGGCAUGUUACUAAGCACGCCAGGGCUAAUUCCUCAUGCCAUUAGUCACAGGUAAGGUCAGUUCUUUGACCCCUGGGUUGAUUUACAUGCUUCACACAUCUUCUCCCGUUAAAUGUGUGACCAGAAUGCACAUGCUAUGGGUGUGACUGUGUACAUACCUUGUAUGAUUUACCUCCAUCCUCAAAGCCGUUGCAGGAACACAGGAAGAGGAAACAGCUGUUCAAAAGCCUCCAAAGGGCUAAUCUAUGUGUAUUUUCAUUUUCUACACAUAAAAAUGUAUACGUAACCUAUCUGUAAAUAGCUGACCUACCUAUACAUGCACACAUACCAUGCAUUUUAUUCACUGGUAGAUUUAAAUAAACCACAAAUUCAAACAGUGAAUUGAAAACUGCAUCUUUUCAUGACUGCUCCGUUUUACCUAUAUUACUCUUGGAUCAGACGCUCCCCAUUAAAUGGUGUUACUUCCUGGUAGCAGAUUUGGUGCUUAGGGAAGCCCAGCCCCUCUGGGCCACAAAAGUCUAGUUGGUGCCUUACUGAGGCACAGACAGGUACUUAAGUGGCUUCAAAGGUUUAAUGCUGUUCUUUAAGCACCUAAUUUUGUAUUUGGCAAUGAGAAACACUGAGAAAAACCAAUUAAUGUUUUAUUGACUUCCCUGGUGCAUUUAUUAGUAUGUUUGUUUGCACAGGCUGAUAAAAGAGGUAGCCCUAGAUUUCCCAGGAGUGUACGGGGAAAAAAAGUGAAACAUGAUUUUGAGCAUUCUUCUCUUGAGAUCAGCAAAGCAAGGUUGAGCAACACCAAAGAGAAGUCAAAGAGUCAAAUAUUCUUUUAAAUUCCAAAUGAUGCUGGUAGAAUAAGAGGAGCAUAGCAGGUGGGAUUUCCUUAAGGUGGACUCAAGUUAGUGACUUGUAUGGACCACAGGUGACACGGUGUGGACUGAAUAACAAGGUAAGCAUCGUUAGUCAAUUUCUCACACUCCCAACCAGUGAAUUGAGGCUAUUUUAGUUUCUCUCAUUUCUUCUAAUUGAAAGGUCUCUAAUUAGAGAUCCAAAAGUCUGAUCUGGUUCCUAAAACCCAAUAUGAUUUGACCCAAUUCCUUGACACUACACAUUAUGUUGGCUGGAUAUUAGGUUGAGGUUGUGAAUGGAAAUACCAGAAUUGCCAAUGAGUAGAGAAUGUUGUGUGGCAAAGUACGAAUAUAACCACUUCUCUGUAGAAAGUUAAUAAUACCAUUUAAUACAUAUUCAUGUUUUAAAGACUGAAUGUGCCAUAUUUAUAUCUUAGAUUCAAAUAAACGUUUAACCAAACAUAAGAACACUACAAUCACAACUGCAGCUAUCUGUGUUUUUUAACUACUGAAAACAUACUUCUUUAUAAGAGCAGCAUACAUGAAAUCUUGAUGUCAAUAUUUACUGUUGCUUAACAGACAAAUUUAUGUAAUUAUUUUGGAAGAUGUGUAUUAAUUUAAAUGCCAUUCAGAAAAAUUAUAGAUGUCAAUAUAAAAAUCAUUUAUGUGUGUAAAUACUCAGUGGAGAAAGCCUAAAACUGAAAUGUGAUGUUAAAUCACUGAAGAAACAGUAAUAUUUUAAAUGAAAUUCCAUUUAUGAAUGUAUCACUAUUAGACUCUAAAGUUAUGUCUUUUCAUGAUGUCUAAAUACAAAGCUCAUUAAAUUGUUUAUUUAAGAAAGUGUCCAUCCUUCUGAAAUUGACCGACUAAUAAAGUUUCAUUUCCUAAAAAAAAAAAAAAGAUGGGAUGUUAUGAUAUCUAUGAGAAUGGGUCAAGAUGUUGAAAUUACCUACACGUCCACCCUCUCUUUGGAUUUUACUUUUGAAUGGAUGAAUGAAUAAAUUUCAACUGGUGACCUCAUUUUACCCUCAAAAAAUGUUCAAAUAUGAUUUUUUUUUUGCAUUUCACUUUCCAUAAUAAACACACUAUAGAUUAAAAG